AUGGUUCAUCUUUCAGAUGAAGUUAAUAGAAUGGGACCUUUGAUAGAUGCAGAAUUAGAAAGGGUUGAUAGAAAACAUGCUCAGCUGACGCAACUCAGCGGUGAUCUUGUUGAUGCGUUGGGUCUGUAUCAUACUUUGAUGAGGGAGCAACCAUUCUCAGGUGCUGGAAAAAUGGGUUAUGGUUAUCAACCUCCUUCUACACCUAUGGUCUCUCCAUGUAGUCCGACGGAGUUUCAUCUGACUCUUAUCAUAAAUGCUGGUCUACUCCAUAUCAACGAUUUGUUGGAAGCAACUUCAUGUCCAGUACACAGCUUCGCGGAUGAUAGUACCCUCCGUACCGCCUCCUCUUCCAGGGCUCCAAUACCAGCCACACAAAUCAGAAACGAACGAAGAAGAAAUGUUGACAACAUAAAUAUGGAUUUGGCAACAAUUUUCGAAUGGGGAUCCAAUAACUUGGUAGAAUUCAAUGCAAACAAAACACAAGUAUGCUUUUUCUCUAGAAAAGCCGAUCUCACUGUGCCCAACAUAAGCUUUUCAGGAGUAACCAUACCUUUGAAGACAUCCAUUUUGAUGCUUGGUAUCACUAUCAGCAGUAACCUUUCUUGGGAUAAUCACUGCAGCACCCAAACAUACCCUGAAACUGUUAGAUUCUGUCCAAAAAAGGGCAAUUCCUCUCGUGGGGAUGCCUCGCUCACAAACUCACUCACUUCUCUGGAACACCGUAGAAAAGUUGGCGAUCUGGCUCUAUUUUAUAGAUAUUUUUAUGGACGAUGCUCUCCUGAAAUAUCAACAAUUGUUCCUCCUUUGGCAGUCCCCGCGAGAUUAACCGUUACCACCGAUACAACAAGGCCAGCAGACUCUGACGAUAGCGCCAUCAUCGAUAAUAUAACCCUUGUGGAUUUCAAAGUUUUAUCUCUUCAAAUAAAAAAACUACAGGCUGGUUACAUGUCUCCUGUGUCACCCGGUAUACCUCGGGUGUAUAAUAUAAAAUUUCAACAGGGAUUCCCACCCGGCAUGCACAUGGGGCCGCCCCCCGGCAUGCCCCACCAACCGCACGACCGGCCGCAGUUCGCGAUGCCGCCCCAGCCCGGCCUGCCGCCCCAGCAGUUCCACCCGAUGAUGGCCGCCGGGCAGGGCUCGAUCCCGCCGGGGCGGCUGCCGCCCACAGUUGGCCAGAUGGGCGGCCCGCAGAUGCACAUGCACCAGCACGAGCAGCAGCUGGCGCAUUAUCCUGGACCUGGGUGA
This is a messenger RNA of Phaedon cochleariae (mustard beetle), 1245 nucleotides long. NCBI's taxonomy places the organism in Eukaryota, Metazoa, Arthropoda, Insecta, Coleoptera, Chrysomelidae. The record is from the annotation of a GenBank genome assembly.